Messenger RNA from Thlaspi arvense, 2253 nucleotides. The record is from the annotation of a GenBank genome assembly. NCBI's taxonomy places the organism in Eukaryota, Viridiplantae, Streptophyta, Magnoliopsida, Brassicales, Brassicaceae.
AUGGCUAAUCAUAUCGACGCCGAAGUUUUCGCCUCCGAUUCGAAGUCUCCUUCAGCUUCUUCUGAGCAUAGGUUUGAGGUCAAUGGGGUUUUGGACUUCGGAGAAUUUCAAGAUACAGAGCCGAUUGAUGAUAGCUCGUUACUUGAAACCCCAUUUCAAAAGCUCUACGACGAUACGGAGCUAGUAGAUAACGGAGAUUGUGGUGAUAGCGAAGAAACACUAGACCAGGAAUGUGGCGGUCUCGACGAAGUGGUGGAUGAUAGUGAGGAUGAAGAUGGAGGACAUGGAAGUGUCGCUGCUUCUGAUUCGACAUGUUUAAAGGAGGGAAGCCUCAAAGCUGCAGAUAUACUUUUGGAGUCUGAUGGAUCCAAUGAUCACGAAUGUCAGAGAGGAAAGCACGAAUCAAAUUGCGAUAUCGUGACCGGUUUCCAAGCUUCUUCGCUGAUUACUGCUGAUCGUCAAGGUCCAAGGCUGGAUUAUUUGGAUUCUCAGGAACCAGGAGAGUCAACACAAGCAGAUGCACUUGGUUUUGUGGACAACUUUUUGAUGGACAAAGAUCUAAAUUUGUCACCAGCGAAUCUCCCGGAAACUAGCCGGAGAAGGAAGUCGCCUCCUUUCUCAGGUGCAAAAGGACGUCAGUCUCUGGCCAAAAGAAUCAAGACAAGUAGUCCAACCAAGAAAAUGAGAGUCUUUGAUUGGGAUAGCGAUCAGUGUGAUGUGAGUUGCCCUCAAAACUCUCCAGUCAUUCGUGCAAACAUUACAUGCUACAAGAAAAGCGAAGAUCAUGUUAACGAUGAUGAUCCUGGGGUGAAGAAAGGAUCUAUGGAUCCGUCUGAGAAUAGAAGUUUCCCAACUCAGCCCACAGAGAGAGUAAUGCAGAACAGUUCUGCUAAACAUCACAAGGUGGAACAAACAUCGGGUUUGAGUCAGAGCAUUAUGUUAAUGUCACAGAAGGAUGCUCAGCUGGAGGAUAAAGCGUCAACAGAACAGUUGGAACCUGAGGAAGAUUUUAUUGAUGUCGGUAUUAGCACUCAGAUUGCCGCUGAAGCAAUGAGUGCUUUACUGUAUGCUCCCUGCACUAGAGAAGAAGCUCAUGAAUCAGAAAUGAGGGAUCAAGACAGUAAUCUCUAUAGAAAGAAGAAGGAUACCAUCAGUGAUGAUAGACCUGAAAAAGACAACAGGAGUGAUCUGCGUAGUGCUCCAAGCAAGAAGAGAAACUCCGAGAAGAAGGAUAAAUUCACUAGAAAAGAGAGAACCGCUACAAACGUCUCAGCUAUAACAUGUCUUCUCAACUAUUGUGAAUGGAGGCAUCCUAGGGCCAAAAGAUCACGUCUUACACAAAGGCACCACGUCCCACCUAGGAAACCUUGGGGUGCUAGUUCAGCUAAAGACAGAAGCAAGACCAACACUCGGUCAAGUAGGUUACGAGUAUCAUUAAGUGGGACAAGACAAGCCUCCUCUUGCCAAUCAGGUGUAUUGGAUGUUGCAAACCAUGCAUCUCCAAGGGAAAUAUAUGGCGGAACUCAUGAAAGAUCUUGUAAAAAAGAUUUGGCUAGGCCAUUUCUUCUGAAGGAGAUCACAAGGCUUGGAGGAUCAGGAAAGGUAGAUAACUUCAUGUGGAAAGACUUGAGGAGACGAAGAAACAUGGCACAUGUUCGAGUCUUAUUCAGCCAUAAUCUGGAUGAUGAAACAAUCAAGCAGCAGACGAAGAUCAUGGUUCGUCUGGGAAUUACUCCGGCAUCUUCCUUGGCAGACUCAACACACUUCAUAGCAGAAAGGUUUUCUCGGACAAGGAAUAUGUUGGAAGCCAUAGCCCUUGGUAAACCUGUGGUCACACCUCUGUGGCUGGAAAGCUGUGGACAAACAAGAUGCUUGAUAGAUGAGAAGAAUUACAUCCUAAGGGAUAUCAAAAAAGAAAAAGACGGGUUCUGCAUGCUUACAUCUUUGUCCCGUGCGAAGCAGCAUCCCCUUCUUAAGGGGUUAAAAGUCUACAUGACACCCAACAUUAAACCCGACAGGCGUAUGCUUGCCGACUUAGUGAAGUUGACUCAAGGGCAGGUAGUGGAGAUAAGUGAGAUAAUUGCUGCAGAGGAUAGCAAAAUUCCAGAUGAUGUAUUGAUUCUUUCUUGCGAAGACGAUAGAGAUUUCUGUCUUCCUUUCAUUAAUCAAGGGGCUGAAAUUUACACCUCAGAGCUUUUGCUAAAUGGAAUUGUGGUUCAGAAACUGGAUUAUGCCAGGCAUUGUCUCUUCUAA